AUGGCUGGACAGUUCACCAGUCUUGUUAAUUCAAUCGGAGGAUUGAGUCUCACUGAUAGGACGACUGAAUUGAUUGGAUCAGCCUCUAAUUUCCCAAGACUAACUCAGCAAGCUCUGGUGGAGGCUAUUCGGAUACUGAUACAGUCCUGCGAAGCUACUUUAGCACACGCGGAGCGGGUCCAGACCUUAGUUGAGAGUACACAUACUCCAAGCGACCAGGGCAUUGUGGAACUGAGCUCCCUGAGAAGAAGAGUCACCGAUCUUGCUGGUAUCACAGAAACGUUCAACGAUGCAACCGAGCGCUAUAUCAUAGCUUACAUCACAUCGCUUGCUAGUCCAAGGACACUGGUGCAGAAAAUGCUGUCGCAUUUUUCUAACGAAUUGAGGAGCAUCGCUCGCGAUGUUCUUAAUAGCACCAGCGAUGAUAAGAACGUUCUGCGGGAGACUUUAGAGAUGUGCUACGGUCAGACUCUUUAUGCUUCUGGGACUCUGCACUCCGAUAACUACUUUAUUCCACUGGGUGAAGCUGAUCUUGGAUGGCCCUACGAUCCCGACUUCGAGAGCGAGGACUACUACGAGCAUGAAGAUCGCAUAGUCAUGGACGAUGGCUAUGCCGAGGCCUUUCGUGUGCGCUGCGAACGCAAAUCCGAGAAGGAACGGCAGCAAAGGGAACAAUGGACCGAGUUUUGGGUUCAGGCGCUGAGUAAAUGUCCCGACGGACCCACACUAUUCUAUUCGCCAGCAAGUUAUCUUCCUUAUUAUCAAUUUGCAGAUGUCCCGCGAUAUUUGUUUAGAGCGUUCGACUAUGAAAGCUCUGGCAGAAGCGACCACUAUGUCGUAGCUUCCGCUGAGAGCAUUUCCGCAACAUCAUGUCGCAGCAGAGACGAUCUCCUCUCAAGGACGGCAAAGGAAAUCACACGAAUGCUUUAUGGUCACCUUACUAAAUCAUGUUUUGGUGGGGAAGCUACCGACAACCUAGUGUCGUGGAGUAGUUCUCUACUGUUUGUGAUGCAAUAUGCGAUUUGGAGAUGCCAUCAACGUCACCGUGACCCCGCUGAGAUCGAAAUAUGCAUGGUCGACACAAGAAAGUUUCCUCGCGGGCAGUUCGUUCGGGACAUGUCAUUGCUUCGGGCUUAUCGUGAAGCUCCAGAAGUCGAGAAAAAAAUGCGGAGCUUUUUCAAUUUUCGUCUAGAGAACGCAUAUUAUGACAAUGGAGAGUAUCUGUCACAGGGGGUUUUGCAUCAUAUUGGGAGGUCUAGUGUGGUAUCUCUAGCACAGCUCAUCCAGGCGGGGUUACAUGAUCUUUAUCCUCAAUUUGCGGAUCCCGCUGCGAUGGAUUCGUGGACAAAACGUGUUGGGUUUCUUCGUUCAGAAUGGUCUAUUGAGCAUACAACAACCCAGCUCGACAUACAAAAAGCGAUUGAAAUGGCCAGAACAUGCUUCAAAAGUUUCGAUGCGCCCGAUGUAGCGUUGCUGCUAUUAUCAUUCAAAAACCGCAAGCUUCGCGUCCCAGCGACAAAAGGUACGUUUCUUAAAAUUUCUAGGUAG
Molecule: messenger RNA, 1548 nt
Organism: Penicillium antarcticum
Lineage: Eukaryota; Fungi; Ascomycota; Eurotiomycetes; Eurotiales; Aspergillaceae
Exons: 1
Coding region: 1-1548 (515 amino acids)
Source: RefSeq, a predicted model, not a curated record